Molecule: messenger RNA, 2349 nt
Organism: Onychostoma macrolepis
Lineage: Eukaryota; Metazoa; Chordata; Actinopteri; Cypriniformes; Cyprinidae
Gene: r3hcc1
Product: R3H domain and coiled-coil containing 1
Exons: 8
Coding region: 748-1596 (282 amino acids)
Molecular function (GO): nucleic acid binding
Source: RefSeq, a predicted model, not a curated record
CAAGCUUCGGAUCUUCCAAUGUUUCGCGCUGAAACCUAAAGAUCCGAGUUCCGCUCCCCGAGCAACUGAUACUCGACUGCCAUUGGCUAGUCUGCGUUCGAGGGGAGGGGCUUACCGAUAGGUCAAUUGCACCCCUGACCGCUAGAGGGAACUAAACACUUCCACACCGAAAAUCUUCAUGCCGGUUAAAUUUAGUGUUGUUACUGUGUCGCGGCUGUCAAGAUUUGUCGUUUUGACUGGGAUUUAAUCGCGUUUAACGGUCUCCUUCGAGUGGUGUGAGUUUAUUUGUCUAAACCAGUCGCGUCUUGAAACGCGUUUAAUGGUAUUGAGUGGGGCUGGCGAGCUAAGCUAGUAGCUAAUGUUCAAUGUGUAGAGACUAAAGCAUCUCCUGUAAGUCUCUGUGGAUAAAGAUCGUCGUCCUCUGACACCCUGGCUCUUCCUCGUAUCAAUGGCUGUUACCUCCCCAAACAAGAGACUGAAUUCAUCCAUACAGUCCUUGAGGAGCUGGAUGUGUUUCAACAGAGAAAUGAGCAAAAAAGCGUUCUGCUCUUCCCUCCUGUCCCGAGCCGACUUCGCUUCUUGAUUCACCAAACCAGUGCAAGUCAUCCCAACCUCAGCACCUUCUCUGUGGGCGAGGGCUGCGCUCGCAGAGUCGUAGUGUGUUAUUCAGACCUCAGGUUGCCAGAAGAAGACCAGAUAGAUACGGAGGGCAGAUCCAAUGAGCGAGCGCGGAGUCGGGACAGAGACAUGGAGACCGGCUUCAACAACAGUCGGAGAGCCAGACGGCCAGACAAGGCUAUUUACAUUCCGCGUGUUAUGAGACAUAAGAUAGAUCUGGAACAACCGAAUCUCAAGGAAUCAUCUGUGGGAUCCUCCUCUGACGUUGCUAAGGAUCCUCUUGUAACCAAUCAGAAGCCAGAGGUGGACAGUACUGGCCAGUCACUGGGCGAUGAGGAGUUUGUGCAGCUUUCGAGGUCGGGUCCGUCACCGUGGCCUCCAGCCUGGGACCAGACUGUGUCUUUCUUCACAUCUUUGACGUUAGAUGAUGAAACAGAUGAAACCUGUGCCAACAACACGGACCUUCCCACUGAUGCCACACUCCAGCAGCAGGACGUUGAUGAAAGUUUGCUCUCUGAGAUCAAAGCCAAGCUCAAACAUGAGGACAUCACCAUACUCAACACCUGCGUUGAUUUCCCAGCCUAUGCAAACAUCUGGCUGGACCCACAGGAGUUCAGCCACGUCAUUGAGAUCUACGACUUUCCUGCCAUGUUUAAAACUGACGACCUGCUUGAUGCCUUUGCUGACUAUAGUGAAGGGGGGAUGAAGAUCAAGUGGGUGGAUAACACUCAUGCUCUCGGUGUAUUUUCAAGUCAGGCGGCAGCUACACAGGCACUGUCCCUCAAACAUCCCAUACUGAAGACCCGCACGCUGCUAGAGGGGAGCCAGAAAGCAAAGUGGAAAGCCACCAGACAUGCAGAGUUCAUUCAGCCGGUGAAGGAAAGGCCUCGGACGGACACAGUGGUGGCUCGCAGGAUGGUGACCAGAGCGCUGGGCUUGAGGGGGAGACGCUGUGAAAUGAGAAACAACUUCAACUGAAUGAAUAAAGUCAGACUGUCCUUCAGUUAAAACUAGACUGGGAAAAGAACAAAUGUCCUUGACAUUAACUACUACACUACUCAGACUGGGAAAGGACACGCUGUAAAGCGCUGUUUAGCUGCACAGGAUGUCGAAAUUCUCAAAAAUAUGAAAUAUAUGUGGUCUCCCAAGUUUUAAUAGGUUGAGUUCUGUACUAUUUUAGGAAACAAGACAGUAGUAUGUUAAGUGAGCAUUUGAUUAUUUCCUGAGUGAGUUUUGGUAAGCAUUCAGAGGACUUUGGUUCUUUCUUCUUAAGCAGGAAACAGCCUUGUUUGUUUUUUUUCCCUGCUCUGUUUCCUCAUGCUAACAAGCCCAGCGUCUGGUCCAGCCAUUGUAAAUAGAUCAUUUUUAUUAACUUAAAUCUUAUUUAAUACAAAUAAGCCCUUUUGCUCGUUGGGUUUCCUGAAAAUGGGUCAUCCAGGACCAUCAUAUUUAAUCUAAUGAUUAAAUUAAGUAGACUGUGUGUUUAGCUUUGUUUGUCAGUGUUGUUUUCAUGUUCAGCUUGUGUAAUCUGAGAUGGGAAUGGAGUCUAAAUGACAUUUUUGACACUAAAUGUACAUAAUUCUGUUUGUUUUGUUUGCUACCGUUAUAUUUGACUUGUUUGUAUGAGUUGAUUUGUUAAAAAAAAAAGACUUAUUUCUUCACUAUGAUGCUUUAAAAUUGUUUGAUACCGCAACCCGUUUUUCAUGUUUUAAUUAAAUGUUUUGUUUGUUG